AUGAGGCUCAGUGGCCACGUUUUCUUUCCACCGCUCCGCCCUGAAAACGUUGCAAAUAUCUCCGAAAAGAGAUUUUCUUUUUUCGUUUAUUUUCUUUUUUCAUUCUUUCUGGGUUUUCUUUUUCUUUUUCCGUUCAUUUUUAAAUUUUUAAUUUAUUUUUUAUUCAUUCUGAUUUACAUUUCCUUCAUUUUUCUUCUCUACCGACGAUUUUAUUCCCCACCUUUUUUCAUUUUCUUUUUUUCUUUCUUCAUUGUUUUCAGUCAUUUUUUUUUACUUCUUUUUUCUCGUCUUCUUCUUCUUCUUCUUCUUCUUCUUCUUCUUCUUCUUCUUCUUCUUCUUCUUCUCUUUCCUCUCAUUUUCCUCCUCCUUGUCCUUUCUUUUCAUUCUCAUCCUCCUUCUUUUUCAUUUUCUCUUCUUUUUUUUCCUCUUCUCCCUUCUAAACAUUCUAUUCUUCUUCUUUCUCCUCUCCUUCUUUUUCCUCCUCUUCCUCCGUUUUUUUCUUUUUCUACUAUUGCUUUAUCUCCCGAUCUUCCUUUUUUUCUUUUCUUUUUCCUCCUCUUUUUCUCGUUGUCCUUUUCUUUGUUCUUCUUCUUCUUCUUCUUCUUCUUCUUCUUCUUCUUCUUCUUCUUCUUCUUCUUCUUCUUCUUUCCACUUUCUAUUCUUUCCUCUCAUCGUGACUUCAUUCUUUCGCUCAUUCAUCGUUUUUCCUUUACAACGUCUUCUCAUUUUUCCUUCACCAAUCAGUCAUUCCUAUUCUUUUUCUCUCCUCAAUUGUCUUGUUUUCUUUUUCUUUUUUCUUCCCCUCCAAUUCAUUCAUUUAGUUUACUGACACAAAAAACUUUUCUCAAUUAUCAACAACCUAUUUGUACGCUCUCUCUCUUUCUCUCUCCCUCUCUUUCUCUAUCUCUUUCUCUGUCUUACUCGCUCUCUCCCUCUCUUUCUCUCUCUCCCUCUCUUUCUCUCGCUCUCUCUCUUUCUUUCUCUCUUUCCCUCUUUCUUUCUUUCUUUCUUUCUUUCUUUCUUUCUCUCUUUUUCUCUCUCCCCCACUCUUUCUCUCUCUCUUUCUCUUUCACGCUCUCUCUCUUUCUCUCUUUUUCUCUCUCCCCAUCCCCAUCUCUUUCUCUUUCUCUCUCCUCUCUAUCUACCACUCUUGCUCUCUCUCUUAACGUCCUCUCUUUCUUUCUUUCUUUCUUUCUUUCUUUCUUUCUUUCUUUCUUUUCUUUCCUUCUCUCUUUCUUUUUCUCUCUUUCUCGCUCUUUCUCUCUCACGCUCUCUCUCUUUCUCUCUCUCCCUCUCUUUCUCUCUCUCCCACUCUUUCUCUCUCUCUAUCUUACUUGCUCUCUCUCUCUCUCUCUCUCUCUCUCUCUCUCUCUCUCUCUUCAUUCUCGCUCUGUCUCUCUGAAUUUCUUUCUCUCUGACUCUCCCUACGUUUUUUCUCUGUCCUUCUCUCUCUCUCUCUCUCUCUGUCUCUCUCUCUCUCUCUUUCUCUCUGGGCCUCCCUCUUUCUCUUUCUGUACGUCUAUUUGUGUCUCUCUUUUUUGCUGCCUCUGUGUUUCUGUCUAUCUGUGA
Messenger RNA from Acanthosepion pharaonis, 1569 nucleotides. The record is from the annotation of a GenBank genome assembly. Lineage: Eukaryota; Metazoa; Mollusca; Cephalopoda; Sepiida; Sepiidae.